ACUGAGAAUCGAUCAUUUUUAAUCUCUGGGGUGCCUUGAUUUUGCAGGUCAACAUGGUAAUUUCGGUCCAAUGAUGUCGAUUCCUUCUCCUCCCCGUAUGGCUUCUUCUUCCCCUAUCCACGAAACUCGUUCCGAGAAUGAUAGCCCUCUCCAUAUUGAUCUUCAUCAAGAUCUAUUUCCAGAUUACUAUGGUGGACCGACUCCGAUUGCUUUCGUAAUGAAAGAAAAGUUUCCUAGGAAUGAUACCCCUAAUGGGAAUAACUUGAAUGAUAUCCCUAAUGGAAUUAAUGAUUCUCCUCCUACGAUUAAGGAGAGCAAUUUCCCUGCUACAUCAGUUCCGCCUUCUACCACUGGGAAGGGUUACCUUAUGCUCCUAUACAUUGGCCCAACCUUGGUGAUAUUUGGAGCUGGAGAGUGGGUAAGAGGGACUCAAUUUUUAUAUAAAAUAAAAGGACUAUAUUUUAAAUAUUAAAAUAAUACAGGGACC
This is a messenger RNA of Hibiscus syriacus, 487 nucleotides long. RefSeq lists its product as uncharacterized. The transcript is spliced from 3 exons. Bases 71 to 472 code for a protein of 133 amino acids. Lineage: Eukaryota; Viridiplantae; Streptophyta; Magnoliopsida; Malvales; Malvaceae. The record is from RefSeq and is a predicted model, not a curated record.